Cynara cardunculus var. scolymus (artichoke) is the source of this 3405-nucleotide messenger RNA. Its product is annotated as zinc finger CCCH domain-containing protein 41-like. The record is from RefSeq and is a predicted model, not a curated record. Lineage: Eukaryota; Viridiplantae; Streptophyta; Magnoliopsida; Asterales; Asteraceae. The transcript has 5 exons. Gene Ontology annotation, cellular component: nucleus. The coding region runs from base 286 to 3003 and encodes 905 amino acids. Gene Ontology annotation, molecular function: metal ion binding; RNA binding.
GGGAGAGAGGAAGGAGAAGGCGAUAUACAUAUACAUUAACACGUAUUCUUACACAAGUAAAACAUAUGGUCCUCCAUUUUUGACACGACCCGGAGCUAGAGUGCUGUAAUAUUAUUCUGGAAACACAGAAUCGUAACCCUAAUAGGUGAAAUUCUUGGAACGAGCAUCCCCUUUCCAAGAAAGGAAUAUUUCAGGUUGAUCAAGUGGAUCCAUUGGCUCCACUAGUGACUGUUAGAACCUGUCAGUCGUAAAAUAAUCUCAGCUGUCCAUCAUCAGAAGCACUCGAUGGAGCUUAAAGUUUCAGCCCAGGAACGAAGUCGUUCUCCUUCUGUAUCCGAAAGCAAUCCUGAUGAGAAAGAAAUCAGUGAUGAUGACGACGAUGAUCGCAACCAUAAGCAUCGUAGAAGAGAUGAUGCGAGGUCUCAAUCACUGGAGGGAGAUGCUGUGGAACAAGUAUUUACUAAGCCCUAUAGAAGGGGAAGCAAACCUUCCGAAAAUGGGCAUAUUUACAGGGAAGCAGGUUCUCAGUCCAGUGAAGCAUGGAAAAAUUAUACUUUCAACCCUAUGGAGAAAGAUAUCUCUGCCAAAUUUGACAAAAGACGACCUGGGUUUACACAAUCUUCCCAAGGACCUUUGGAUUUGAACCAGAGAAUCAGGGUAAACCAAACAUUUUCUGGGGAUCCUGGUCCAAUCAGGGGUAGAGGAAGGGAUGCUGGUCUUUGGAGCCAGCGUGAUUCUAGAUUCAGCUCUGUUGAUAUUGCUUCUCAGAUAGUUCAACAGGGGUCUGUACCCCCUAGUCUGUUUGCUGGGAGGGGUGUACCUACUGUUUCAAAUGCAUAUGGUGCAUCCUGGAGUGCAUUUGGGUUGAUUCCGGGAAUACCAAAUGGUGGUCUGGAUACACUACAUCCCCUUGGCUUACAAGGAACAUACAGAUCUAUUAAUCCUUCUAUGAACAUGGGAAUGGGACUUGCCCGUCAACGGUGUAGAGACUUUGAGGAACAAGGUUUUUGCUUAAGAGGUGACAUGUGCCCAAUGGAGCAUGGUGUCAAUCGUAUUGUUGUGGAAGAUGUUCAGAGCCUUUCACAGUUUAAUCUCCCAGUAUCACUUCAAAAUGCAAAUGUGCCUGGAGCACCAGCUGGGCCAGGACCUUUAUCUGCCUCUGGUGCCCCAACAAACUCAUUGUUCUCUGGCAAAGCUUUGCAUGGCAAAACUAGUAAACGUGGAGUGGCUGGCAAUGGGCAGGGCUUAAACGAUGCAUUCAUUGAUUCUUCUGCCAGUGUUGGUGCUGACUUUUAUGAUCCCGAUCAGCCUCUAUGGGGUAAUGAUUCUCAAACAUCACCUGCAUUACAACAGAUAAAUCAAUCUAAUUCGAAGGAAAAUGGGCCUUUGUUGGAUCCUGGUCCAUCUGGCAAUCAUUGUGUUGGUUCGCUUGAUGGCUCUAAUGAACAUGUGGGCAAAAGUGGAGGGACUGCUAUGGGAUCUCAGACUACAAGUUCUUCUGUGUUGGGAAGAAUUAAUAGUACAAAAAACAGAACAGAAAUGAGAGAGAGUAUGGUUUCUAAAGCAAGUCCUUCAAAUUUAAUCCACAAUGAAACCACUGGAAAGCAGGAGCUAUCAAAUAGUGCUCAAGCUGUUCCCCAUCACGGAAAGCACAAAGAUGUAAAUUCAUCUCUGAAAAUGCAGAGUGGAAAUGGAAAGAGUGUCCAUAAGCUUUCUCAAAAGGCACAAUGUACAUUAUUUGUCAAUGGUAUUCCCCUGCAACAGAACAGAAGGGAAUCCCUAAUUUCACAUUUUCAUAAAUUUGGGGAUGUUAUUGAUAUUCACAUUCCUUUAAAUAGUGAACGAGCUUUUGUCCAGUUCUCCAAAAGAGAAGAAGCAGAAGCUGCUCUCACUGCACCUGAUGCUGUAAUGGGUAAUCGCUUUAUUAAGCUAUGGUGGGCUAAUCGUGAUAACAUUCCUGUUAACAAAACUAGUGGCUAUCCUGUGCCUAUACCUCCUCGUGGCAUCGCAGUUUCAUCAGCAUUGCAUAAUGGCACAAUUGCUCCUGCUUCCACUGCUGUGCCUGCUUCUGAUCAACCAAAGCCUGUGAUCGCAGGCCCAAAAGCACCUCCACCUUCACAAAAGAAGCUGGAGAGUUUAGAGGUUUUGAAGGAGGAGCUCCGCAAAAAGCAAGAAAUGCUUGAUCAGAAGAGGAAUGACUUUAGGCGCAAGUUGGACAAACUUGAGAAACAAGCUACAGGUCUAAAAGGCGAGAUAGAACCUGAAAAGGCUGCUAAAAGACAGAAACUAGGAACUGUAGCUGAUUCUACGAAAGCUGCAACCACAAGUUCCAGUGAUCCUGAAACGACUUUAUCUUCUCCACGAACUGAAGUCGUAGGUAAUGGCAAAAAAUAUCUGGAGUCUGCUAUGCCACAAAGUUCCAAAUCAACUGCUACAGUUGCACUGCAAGAAUCGCCAGUCUUGAAACAAUCAGUUCGUCCGUUGGCACCUAUUGGUCCAUCAGUUGUAGCCAAUCGGUUCAAACUGGACAACCGUCCCACUGCAUUUAGUAUCAUUUCAACUCUACCAAAAGAUCUUGCUGAUGUUACAGUCUUGAAGGAACACUUCUCACCAUUUGGGGAUCUUUCUAAGGUGGAACUAGACAGUCUGGAUCCUGCUGAUGGCAAUAAUGAUCCUGGAACAGCCAAAUAUUCAGCUCGUGUAUAUUUCACAACCCGGCAUUCAGCUGAGAAGGCGUUUUCAAGUGGUAAAUGCUGGAAUGGUCACAACUUGCAAUUUUCAUGGCUAAAGUCUAGCAACCUCAGCAAAGAUCGUGCUAAUGGAGAAAGUCCUUUACCCACUUCUAAAGGAAAUUCAGAUGCUUCUGUUGGGCCUGUGGUUGAAAUCUCAAAAACUGAUUCCCAGAAACCUGCUACAUCUGGAGAUGGAGAAUCUGAAAAAAUUGAACAGAAGGACAUUGAUAAACAACAUAAGGAACCAGAUGAAAGUAAUCACGCCAGUUAAACUUCAUUUGCCACAAGUAAACCUUGGUCCGAUUUUAUUGAGGAUGGCUUAAUUGUCAGAGUUGUACAGCGAGGUAAAUGGUACGUCAAAUCUUCAUUAGAUAAGCUCUAACAAUUGAUCAAUCUUAUUUCAUCUCAUGCUUGCAGUUUGCCAAGACGAAACUUAGUUUUUAAAUGCCAAUUAGGGAUAACAGUUGUGGUUAAUUGUGUCUACGUUUGUCUAUGACUAUCUAUGAUUAUAGAUUCCUCAAAAUAAAUUUGGAUGUUACUUCGAGGACUUGAACUAUCUUUCCGAUGUUGUUUUCUUAAUCAAAAUCUCAUCCAUUCAUUGUUUAUUGAAGUUUUGAAAUGGCAUUGUUGAUUGCUAGUACCUGGAAUUGUGCCAUAUGCUUCAUUGUUUAUA